This is a messenger RNA of Colletotrichum higginsianum IMI 349063, 1248 nucleotides long. RefSeq names its product Zinc carboxypeptidase. Gene Ontology annotation, molecular function: zinc ion binding; metallocarboxypeptidase activity. The coding region runs from base 1 to 1248 and encodes 415 amino acids. Gene Ontology annotation, biological process: proteolysis. The transcript has 5 exons. The record is from RefSeq and is a predicted model, not a curated record. Lineage: Eukaryota; Fungi; Ascomycota; Sordariomycetes; Glomerellales; Glomerellaceae.
AUGAAGGCCUCACUCUUCUCGGGCGCCGCUCUCAUCUCCUUGGCGCUGGGCGGAGCGUUUCCCAAUUUGACCCAGGUGGACUACAGCGGCUUCAAGGCCCUCCGCCUCACUCUCCCCGAGGUUGCCGCGAACCUCACCGACCAGAUCAAUGAGCUCGCUGCAGCCAUCCUCAAUUCCGACUCCGGGGACACGCUCGACAUCGUCUCCUCUCCCGAGAACGUCCAUGCCAUCAGCCAGCUCGCCGUCAACACGACAAUCCUUAUGGAGGACAUGGGCGCUUCUUUCGCCGAGGAGUAUUUUUCAACCGACUAUACUGCUCCCGGCGAUGCCUGGUUCACUGCCUACCACAACUACGCAGACCACUUGACCUUCCUUAACGACCUCCAGAGCAGCUUCCCUUCCCAUUCCGAGGUCUUCACUCUCGGGAAAACGUUCAACGGUCGUGACUUGACCGGCAUUCACAUCUGGGGCAGCGGGGUCAAGGGAUCCAAACCCGCCGUUGUUCUUCACGGCACCGUACACGCCCGCGAAUGGAUCACGACCUUGACCACUGAGUACAUGGCAUACCAGCUCCUGAGCAAAUACGCUACCGACCCUGUUGUCAGGGCCGUCGUCGACAAGUUUGACUUUUACAUCACUCCAAUCGCCAACCCUGACGGCUUUGUUUACACCCAGACUGAAGACCGUCUGUGGCGCAAGAAUCGCGAGAAUGUCUUUGGCCACUAUUGCGUCGGACGCGAUCCCAGCCGCAACUGGCCCUUUAAGUGGGAGUUUGGAGGAAGCGAUACCACCAACCCUUGCCUUGGAACCUUCAAGGGCCUUGCUCCUGGCGACUCUCUCGAGGUCAAGGCCCUCAAGGCCCAGAUCGACUCGCUCUCCGCCUCCAAGGGCAUCUCGCUGUUCCUCGACUUCCAUUCCUUUGGCCAGUAUAUCCUGUGGCCCUUCGGAUACGAUUGCACUCUCGUCGGCACGGAUGAGACGUCCCUGAGGAGCCUGGCCGAACGCGCUGCUGCCGACAUCAUGGCUGUGUAUGUCACCAUGUACCAGGUCGGCAACUCCUGCCGCCUCCUGAAGCAGACGACGGGCUCCAGCGCCGACUACGUCCACGGCGUCGCCGGGUCAAAGUAUACGUACACUUUCAAACUCAGGGACCUCCUCACCUAUGGCUACUCCCUCCCGGCCAACCAGAUCCAGCCGACCGUCAACGAGACAUGGGCAGCCGUCCUUCCCAUGCUUCAAGCUGUGUAA